UUCUCGUUCGUAAAAUUUUGUAAACAGAUCGUGAAUCGACCGCGUGAAUCGACCGAAUCCACAAAAACCGUGCAUGCGUGAGAAGAAGCCGGUUUCUAAAUUCAAACAAAAUAUCAUUUUUUUGUUCGAAAUUAAAGUUUAUAGCCAUGUCUCUUCAAGAACAAGCCAAUUCAACUGAAGACGACGAUGAUUGUCGUCUCCCGGCGGACACAUUAUUAGUUCUGCAAGAAUUUCUGCGAGAAAAAGAGCAACGAGAACAAGCAGAACAAUCCUCAGAAUCCUGUGAAAAACACUUCGAGGAGAACUGGCAAUUGAGUCAGUUUUGGUAUAACGAGAGCACAAAACAACGAUUGGCUUCGGUAGUGAAAUAUUUUCGAGAAUCUUUGGCAGCAGAUGGCGAAAGCAUAAAGGUUGCACUGUUAUCCUGCCCAUCCCUCUAUCAACACGUUAAGGAUGUCCACCCAAAUGUGACUCUCUUCGAGUUCGAUGACCGGUUCGCAUCGAUCGGACCGGACUUCCAGCAUUUCGACUACAAUCGCGCCCAGGAAGCAACGUAUUUGGAUGAUUUCCGGGAAUCAUUUGAUGUACUGAUAGCAGAUCCCCCCUUCCUGUCGGAGGAAUGCAUCGAAAAGAUCGGGCUGAUAGUUCGUAAGCUGACCAAACCUGACAACAGCAAAAUCAUUCUUUGCUCAGGUUUUGCGGUCCGAGAUUGGGCCAAAAAAUUUCUUAAUCUGGACAUUUGUAAAUUCGAACCGGAACACGAGCGCAAUCUAGGAAAUCAAUUUUCGUCAUAUGCUAAUUUCGAUUUGGAUCAAAUAUUAGAACAAGUUCACUAAUCCGUUCAA
Uranotaenia lowii is the source of this 845-nucleotide messenger RNA. RefSeq names its product protein-lysine N-methyltransferase CG9154. Gene Ontology annotation, biological process: methylation. The record is from RefSeq and is a predicted model, not a curated record. NCBI's taxonomy places the organism in Eukaryota, Metazoa, Arthropoda, Insecta, Diptera, Culicidae. Gene Ontology annotation, molecular function: protein-lysine N-methyltransferase activity; nucleic acid binding. Bases 147 to 836 code for a protein of 229 amino acids. The transcript is spliced from 3 exons.